UAAAACUCUACCGGCAACUAGAUCUUAGUAAUUGUGGAAGUGAAAUGUUUAUAUUAUGGAAUAAUAUAGGACGACACAAACAAAAGCAAAAACAACAUGGAACCCAUGCAAUGUGACGAAACGGCGCGUGCCUCGAUUUUAGAGUUGUUCAAAAAGCGCGCAUUAUUUGUGCCGAAUGUGGAGAAUUUAUCGCUGGCUCAGCUGCAGCAAAUUUACGAUGGAUUUGCGGUUCCGCAGCCACGUCGCGAGCGUCGUGAACGAUCACGACAUGAUGUUCUCGAUGAAAAACUGCCGGUGGAAAUGGAGAAUUUAAUGCAACGAAUCAAAGUCGUGUAUGUGGUGGGAGAAAAGCGUUCUCCUUCAUCGUCCUCGCCUUUUCAUAGCAGCGAGCCAAAGCGUUUGAAACGCAACGAGAGGGAAGAUGUUGGCAUGUGAUGUAGCUGACAGUAGCUGGUUGCUAUGACACGCGAACCGAAAAAAAGCGAUGGCAAAUUCACCCCACCAUAAAGAGCGAGAUGGCAUAAACUAUGGACCAAUAAUGGUAUUUUUUUUAUUAUUAUAUAAAUAAGAUUUGUUAAGACUGAAAUAUGCGAACUUGAAACGUAAUCUUUCAAGUCAAAGAUCAGCGCUGUUUUUUUAUCAGUUGAAAGGAGAAU
Drosophila albomicans is the source of this 656-nucleotide messenger RNA. RefSeq lists its product as uncharacterized. NCBI's taxonomy places the organism in Eukaryota, Metazoa, Arthropoda, Insecta, Diptera, Drosophilidae. The record is from RefSeq and is a predicted model, not a curated record. The transcript is spliced from 2 exons. The coding region runs from base 97 to 435 and encodes 112 amino acids.